This is a messenger RNA of Staurois parvus, 259 nucleotides long. NCBI's taxonomy places the organism in Eukaryota, Metazoa, Chordata, Amphibia, Anura, Ranidae. The record is from the annotation of a GenBank genome assembly.
AUAUAUGGCCUGGUAUUCAAGCGAUUAUAUCAGGAUCAUGGUUGAGGUUAUAAUUUUUUUCUGCAGGCAUUUCUGUUUCACACAAAAGCAGGGACGGACUGACAACUCAAGGGGCCCCCGGGCAAUUGGGGAUCAUGGGGCCCCUGUGUCCUUGCCCACACUCAAAACACACCCAAAAAAGCCUAUAAAAGGUACCAGGGUCAUCUCAUGGGGCCCCCUACUGACCCUGGGCCCUCGGGCAGUGCCCGAGUUUCCAAAU